GCCGCUUCUCCGAGCUGGACCUGCACAUUCCUGCGCUGAGUGUCAGAGGGAAUCACCCACAUCGGAACAGCGGGGCAGCUCUGUCACGCGAACCCCGGUCUGCGCGCGUAUAAAAGAGAGGAGAGCGCGCGGAGGGCCAGAGGGACGGAGCGGCGCGCAAUAUGGCUAAGUCAGUGCUGAUCGUGUACGCUCACCAGAGCCCAAACUCGUUCAAUGCAGCAGUUAAAGAUGUGGCCGUGAAGGAGCUGGAGAAACAGGGAUUUAAAGUGACAGUAUCUGAUCUCUAUGCCAUGGAGUUUAAAGCCACUUCUACAAGACAAGACAUCAACGGAGAGCUGAAGAGCGCAGAGCUGUUCCGUUAUGGAGAGGAGAUGGAGGCAGCCUGGAGAAAUGACACCCUCAGCAAUGACAUAAAACAGGAACAACAGAAGGUCCAGGAGGCUGAUCUCAUUAUCUUCCAGUUCCCUCUGUAUUGGUUCAGUGUUCCUGCCAUCAUGAAGGGCUGGAUUGACCGAGUGCUCAUCGGGGGCUUUGCCUUUUCUCUGGAGAAGAUGUAUGACAGCGGCGUCUUUAAGGAUAAAAAAGCCAUGCUCUCAUUCACCACUGGAGCAAUGGAGUCCAUGUUUCGUCCUGAGGGCAUCAACGGUGACAUCAAUGUAACUCUAUGGCCUCUGCAGAAUGGGGUGCUACAUUUCUGUGGAUUCCAGGUCCUUCCUCCACAAAUCUUCUGGGGCCCUGCCCACUGCCCUCACACUGUGCGCACCGCCAUGUUGGAGACCUGGGGGCAGAGACUGAAAGGGUUAAUGUCCGAGACGCCACUGCAGUUCGCCUCCUCCAAGCUGUUUGACUUGAGUUUCCAGGGCGGAUUUUGUCUACAUCCGGAAGCGAAGAAGGAGAGAGAAACACAUCCCUACGGCAUCACCACAGGACACCACCUGGGAAAACCUCUGCCCCCAGACCACCAGCUCAGAGCUCCACCAGGGGGCGCUGCAGGGACACACUGACAGCACUUAUAAAGAACAAAAGUACUGUAUUUGUAUUCACUAUUAAUGAUUACAUUUUAUUAUUGUUUUGCAAAUAAAGCAGUUUAACUAAUUUUACAUACCAGCUAGUAUCGACUUUUUAUUUUUAUUUUCUUUUAUUUGUCAAACUAUAUUUUUGCAGCAAAGCAUAUAUUAUCAAGUUGCCCUAAAUAUUAGUUACAAGUCUCAAAAACUAUCUUGUCAAAUACGUCGGGAAUAAUUUUCCGGUGGAAGGUCUGCCACAUGCUUGUCUCCAUGAAGAUGUGUUUGCUUUGCUUCAAAUUUUACACAGUAUGGCAUUAAACACAGCAACUUCACCCAUCAAGCAAAUGAUGGGUGAAGUUGCGUAUCAGGUAUGUAAAGUGGAUAGGCC
Periophthalmus magnuspinnatus is the source of this 1395-nucleotide messenger RNA. It is a transcript of the gene nqo1, whose product is annotated as NAD(P)H dehydrogenase, quinone 1. Bases 162 to 1004 code for a protein of 280 amino acids. The record is from RefSeq and is a predicted model, not a curated record. Gene Ontology annotation, cellular component: cytosol. Gene Ontology annotation, molecular function: NAD(P)H dehydrogenase (quinone) activity. The transcript has 6 exons. NCBI's taxonomy places the organism in Eukaryota, Metazoa, Chordata, Actinopteri, Gobiiformes, Gobiidae.